AUGUCGCACAAUGCCUCGUGUAAGGCACACCAGGUGCUAUCAUUCACCAAAGUGCCUCAACCACCUUCACCCUCAACGACUGCCCAGAGAUUCACAGCACUGAGAGUUCCUGUUUUACCGCUUCCCGUCCGUAAUAGUCCUCACUGUUCCGUGGUCAAAUAUUCCAUGACAUUCGUCAUCAUUGUUAUUUUACCGUUCGGCUUCUGGACUGUUUUUCGUGCAUGGGCGCAGAACAUUGCCGCAGGCGUCUACGCUGCCGCAUCUUCUAUCGGCUCCUUGUUCUCUGCCCUUGACUUUGUUGACCAAGGCGCUGUCCCCGCGAAGGAUUAG
Penicillium arizonense is the source of this 330-nucleotide messenger RNA. RefSeq lists its product as uncharacterized. The transcript has a single exon. The record is from RefSeq and is a predicted model, not a curated record. Lineage: Eukaryota; Fungi; Ascomycota; Eurotiomycetes; Eurotiales; Aspergillaceae. Bases 1 to 330 code for a protein of 109 amino acids.